Caenorhabditis briggsae is the source of this 648-nucleotide messenger RNA. Bases 1 to 648 code for a protein of 215 amino acids. The record is from RefSeq and is a predicted model, not a curated record. Lineage: Eukaryota; Metazoa; Nematoda; Chromadorea; Rhabditida; Rhabditidae. The transcript has 6 exons.
AUGAGCUGGUGUAUGAACAUUCUAAGGUGUUUCUGGCACUGUCUUUGUUGUAUUCUAGCACCACUGAAAGCGGCAUGGAGGUAUCUGGACAACAAGUUUACCAUUUUCUCGGUUUGGGUGGAUAAGAUAGUGCAAGACCGAAACUUGCUGAGCGUUCCGGAAACCGUCUGGCUUUUCUUCUCCUACAGCGUCUAUCUCAACUUUAUAUGUGCACUCCUUGCAUUUAUUGGCGGUGUUCUAUGUUUCACGCUAGGGUUGUACUACUCAACGUUCUACACUAGAAUUAAUUGUGAGAAUGGACUCAACAUUUGGAUCCCACUGAACAAUUUGAUCGCCACAUGGACUGGAUUCUUUGCCGUCAAGGCACUCCAUAUCCGAUGGUCCGCAUUUGUUCACCUGGUCUUCACUGCCACGAUGACGCCACUGAUGCUUAUCGCUGCAAUCUUCGCAACCACACAAGUGCCUGUUUGGUACGAAGAACAACGAAUGUCUCGCGGCGGCAAGAAUUGGGGAUAUUGGAAUGCGAAUGGCGACAUCGCGUUGGCAAUUUGUUCUUACACAAUUGUGUGUCUGUCGGUUUUCGAAUUGUUCGUCUACUACAAGUACUGGCUACCGGGAGGACAGAUUUUGCGAACGCGGAAUGUCUGA